Prunus avium (sweet cherry) is the source of this 1665-nucleotide messenger RNA. RefSeq names its product RING-H2 finger protein ATL3. NCBI's taxonomy places the organism in Eukaryota, Viridiplantae, Streptophyta, Magnoliopsida, Rosales, Rosaceae. Gene Ontology annotation, biological process: protein ubiquitination. Gene Ontology annotation, molecular function: transferase activity. The record is from RefSeq and is a predicted model, not a curated record.
GUUACAACAACUCUCUCUUGUCUUUUUAGUCCUUGCCUUCUUCUGUCCAUUGAACCAACACCACACUCUCUCCACCUUCGUCUCUUUCUCAAGUUUUGAGUUCAAAGAUUUUUCCUUUAGUCUUCUCAAAGAACAAGUCCAACUUUCUUUACCACUUGGCCUCUUCAACUCUCUCUCUCUCUCUCUCUCUCUCUCAUAUUUAAGCCUCAUUUCCCUUCGCUUCAUCUAGAGAAUUGAUUUUCAAAGCAAAACGCAUUUCCCAUCUGGGUUCUGCUCAUUUCCUCAAAAACCCAAAACCCAAAUUCCAUUCUUGGGAUUUUUGAGGUAAAGCUCCAAGCUUUAGCUGUGAACAACGAAUAACAAUGGGAGAAUUAUCCCCUUUCGGUCGAACACUAGACGACUCAAACGCCGUACAGCUCACAGGAAAGAUCAUGAUGAUCGCCGUUCUGGUUCUCUUCUUAGUAGUUGUCUUCGUCCUCUGCCUUCAUCUCUACGCCAAAUGGUACUGGUGGCGCGCCGAUGACGACACCUCCGUUAACGACCAAUCUCGCCGCCGCCGCCGCCGCUUUGUUUUCGCCCCCGGCCAGGACACAGUUGCCACCGUAAGAAAAGGGCUCGACCCUCUGGUCCUCAAGUCCCUGCCAGUGCUGGUGUUUCCUUCAGAGGACUUCAAAGAUGGCCUUGAAUGCGCAGUUUGUCUCUCUGAGCUUGUUCAGGGCGAGAAGGCCAGGCUGCUUCCGAAAUGCAGCCAUGGCUUCCAUGUUGAUUGCAUUGACAUGUGGUUUCAGUCUCACUCAACGUGUCCAAUCUGUCGUAACCCUGUUGCUCCUGAGAGCUCUGUUGAUUCUGGUGCUGCUGGUUCUUCUUCUGCAUUGGCAGAGAGUGAUAGUGUUCAAAUUCUAUCACCAGCUGAGAGUUUGGCAUCUGGGUUUUCAAUAGAGGCUCCAAAUUUCCCAACAAAUGUGUUGUUUUGGGGGAACCAGACCCAGGUGAGCUCUGGACCUGGUUCUGGUUUAGAAGAAGGCCCUUCAUCACCACCCAUGUGCCCAUCUUCUUCAUCUUCACCUUCAUCUUCAUCUGCUAUUAGUAGGCCAGAUGGGAUGUUGGUGAUUGAUAUACCAAGUCAAACCUCAUUGGCAUCACCUUCGCCUUCCCCUUCGCCUUCCGGCAAUAGGUUCGCCCCCGAUGAGGACUUGAAGUCUCCGGCUACGACGAGGUUGAGGUCACUCAAGAGGCUCUUGAGCAGAGAUAGGAGGAUAAGUCCCUGCAGUCCUAGUUCUGUUGAUGUUGAACAAGGAGGUGGGAGAGGACAGAGUUAGAAAGCAGAAAUGCUCUAGAUGCUUGCACAUAUUUGAUAAUUAUUGAUUUGAGAUAACUAUUUGGGACCAGGGAGAUUUGGGAAGGAAAUAUUUUGGCGAUGGGAAUUGGCUGUUUGAGAGGGUCUGAUAGAUGUGCAAUCUUGCAUCCCUGAGAAUUGAUUUAGGUUCUUUUGGAGAUGAACAUCAAGCAUGUCUUGUGUCAAUUUUUUAAUUUGCUCAUUGUUCUUUUAUUCUUGGAGAGAGAAUCAAAAAGUGUAGCUUGAGAUCUCUAAGCAGUCCUUCUGACCGCCUCUUAUGCAACAAAGUUGUAAUGUAUAUCUCUUACUUCAAACCAGAAUUCGAACAA